Molecule: messenger RNA, 1116 nt
Organism: Asterias rubens (European starfish)
Lineage: Eukaryota; Metazoa; Echinodermata; Asteroidea; Forcipulatida; Asteriidae
Product: heterogeneous nuclear ribonucleoprotein A3-like
Exons: 8
Coding region: 56-1009 (317 amino acids)
Biological process (GO): regulation of gene expression
Cellular component (GO): nucleoplasm
Molecular function (GO): RNA binding
Source: RefSeq, a predicted model, not a curated record
UGUUUAACACAUAAGUGUCCUAUCGGGCACCAGUGAAUCAUCAAGAAUCGGCAACAUGGCAAGCCAAACCAGCACUAGCGAUGUCACUGAGCCUGAGAAUCUCCGGAAGAUCUUUCUCGGAGGUCUCAACCGAGCUACUACUGUCAAGGAUUUAAUGGAACACUUCCAAGAAUUCGGCACCGUCAAGGACUGCGUCGUCAUCUGCAACUCCAACAAAGAAUCAAAAGGCUUUGGCUUUGUUACUAUGGCAACCAUAGAAGAGACAGACUUGGCCAUUCAUGAGAACGAGGGUGGACCCCAUGAAAUCAACAGCAAGAAAGUGGAGGUUAAGAGAGCUAUUCCAAAAGAUUCAAACAUCCCUCCGGAUCCAACAAACCAACUCUUCGUCAAAAACCUGGGCACAGUAAUCACAGAGGACCAGCUGCGAGAAUAUUUCAGCAAAUUUGCCACGGUCAAAUCAGUAAAGGUCAUCAAAGACAGAGCUGCAGACAACAAGAGCAAGGGAUUCGGCUUUGUUGAACUCGAAGACACUCACGCCGUUGACAAGAUUGCAAUUAUGGAAAAACAUCCAAUUGAGGGCAGAACGAUUUAUUGUAUGAAGGCAGAAGACAGAAGUAACAAGGACGAAAACUGGUAUGGGAGAGGAGGACAAGGAAAAGGAGGAUAUUCUGGGCGGAACCAGGGAAGAGCAGGGGGGAACUAUGGUGGAUACGAUGGAUAUGGAGGGUAUGGCUUCACGGGGUACAAUGACUCAUAUGGAGGAGGAAAUAACUCAAGUAGAGGUUACAGUGGAGGCAACUAUGGAGGGAGGUCAGGGUUUGGUGGUGGUUACGGCUAUGGAAGUGGAGGUGGGGGCUACAAUGGUGGUAAUUACGGCGCGGGUGGCUUCGGGGGAGGUAACUGGGGAAGCGGCGGAUACGGAGGCUACAAUGGAGGGGGUGGUGGGGGUGGAUACGGAGGUGCAGGCCAUUACGGAGGAGGAGGUGGUGGUCACUACAAGAAUUACUAGCACUGGCUUUCCCUGUAACUUUGUUCAGAGAAUGUGUGGAGAGCGUGUACACCAACAGUACAAUAGCAGCGUGACACAAGUCAAUAAAUAAUGGACCAACCCCUUAA